This is a messenger RNA of Ciona intestinalis (vase tunicate), 1076 nucleotides long. Lineage: Eukaryota; Metazoa; Chordata; Ascidiacea; Phlebobranchia; Cionidae. The record is from RefSeq and is a predicted model, not a curated record.
UUUUAAGAGCAUCAGUGUGCAAUGUGUAUGUAAAGUUUUACCGUAUAAAUAUAAAUCAAAAUGCGUCGCAGAGGGGUUGGAGCAAGUGCCAUCACUAAGAAGAAGUUAGAAGCAGUGAGAUACAAGGAGCAUGGCAAUGAACUUGCUAUGAUACAACUUGACCAACUAAGUGGGCAACUGGAGACUUUUCAUUCUCACUUGGAAAAGUUUGCUGCAAACCAUAAGCAGGAGAUUCGUAAAAAUCCGCAAUUUCGUCGCCAGUUCCAACAGAUGUGCGCGACUAUUGGUGUGGAUCCUUUGGCAUCGGGUAAAGGAUUCUGGUCAGAGAUGUUGGGGGUUGGAGACUUCUAUUAUGAACUUGGAGUGCAGUUAGUAGAAAUUUGCAUCACAACACGGCCACAAAAUGGAGGAAUUAUCGCUAUUACUGAGCUGCAUCAAAAACUGAUGAAAACGAGAGGAAAAUACGCUCAAGAUGUUUCUAUAGAUGAUGUAAGAACAGCACUGUCAAAAUUGAAACUGCUUGGAACCGGUUUCACCCUGUUGGGAACCGGUUUAAAGCAGAUUGUAAAGUCUGUGCCAGGGGAACUUAACAUGGACCACUCAGCUAUUUUAGAACUUGCGCAGAAGAGCAAUGGAAAAGUUUCUCAUGCAGAUGUAAAGUCUGUGUAUAACUGGCAACCUGAACGUGUUCAAGAUGUAUUAGAACAUCUAACUAAGGAAGGAAUGGCUUGGGUUGAUACACAGACACCAAACAAAGAAACUUGGUAUUGGUUCCCAGCUUUAUUUGGUGUUGGGAAUAAUAAAUAGGAAUAUAACCAUGUCUUAUUGUACUUGUAUUAUGUUCGAUUUAAAUUUUCAGAAAAUGUAAUAUCAUUGUCUUACAAGCGAUUUAGCGAAUUGCAUUUUAUUUGUCACUUCUGGUUUAUUUCAUCAUGUAUUGCUUGGCCUAUUGUUUUUGUUAGUAUAGCAAUUAUGUCCGUAAGUCAUUCUAAAGUGCUAUAUUAUAUAAAGGUCUUAUAUGAAACAUUAAUAAUGAAGUAUAUGCUUUAUAAUUCUAUUUCUUUUCUUGUUUCAGA